This is a messenger RNA of Pocillopora damicornis (cauliflower coral), 2703 nucleotides long. RefSeq names its product TBC1 domain family member 13. The record is from RefSeq and is a predicted model, not a curated record. Lineage: Eukaryota; Metazoa; Cnidaria; Anthozoa; Scleractinia; Pocilloporidae. Gene Ontology annotation, molecular function: GTPase activator activity. Gene Ontology annotation, biological process: activation of GTPase activity; intracellular protein transport.
UGAACUUGAGUGGCAUUUUAUUAUCGAAAUAUUCGCGGGCUCAAAUUCAAAAUGGCGUUCAAGCAGAGGUUGUCUGAGUUCAAGUCCGCUCUCGCUGCGAAAGAGAUUGAUCUUAAACAUCUCCGAAGACUUUGCUUUAGCGGAAUUCCUGAUGGAUCUGGAAUUCGAUCGGUGUGUUGGAAGCUCCUUUUAGGUUACCUUCCUCCGGAAAAGGAUCUCUGGCCUGAGACACUCAAAAGACAGAGAUCCACUUACAAACAGUUUGUUGAAGAAAUUAUCAUUGAACAAUGUAAAGGAACUAAGUCUGGAAAAGAUUCCAAGGAAUUUGAUGUUGAUCAUCCUUUGAAUCCAAAUCCUGACAGUCAGUGGCUUGCCUUUUUUAAAGACAAUGAAGUGCUAUUGCAAAUUGAUAAGGAUUGCAGGAGGCUGUGUCCAGAUAUUUCCUUUUUUCAAAUAGCAACAAAGUAUCCUAACAAGAAAGUCACAACUGGAGAAGACAGAGAUUUUGAAACCCUGAGGGAGCGUGUCUUGCGGACCCAUCUAGAGGCAUCUCAUGUUAAUACCAACAGAAGUGGACUCAAAAACUUAUCUGCACCAAGGAAAAUAGCCCCAGAGGAAUAUUUUGUUCUUGGAGAUGGAGAAGAAGCACAUUGGGAGGUUGUAGAGAGAAUAUUAUAUGUCUAUGCAAAACUUAAUCCUGGGUUGGGUUAUGUUCAGGGUAUGAAUGAAAUAAUUGGACCACUGUACUAUGUUUUCUGUUCUGAUCCCAACCCAGAAUGGCAAGAAAAUGUAGAAGCAGAUGCAUUCUUCUGCUUUACGAAUCUGAUGUCAGAGAUUCGAGAUAACUUUAUCAAGACUCUGGAUGAUUCAGCUUGUGGUAUAGGAAACUUGAUGAAAAGUGUUCGAAGCAUGUUGAAAGAGAGAGACAUCAUAUUGUACAGAUACCUGGAAGAGCAACAGAUGAGGCCACAGUUUUACAGCUUCAGGUGGUUAACAUUGCUGUUAUCUCAGGAAUUUGCCCUCCCAGAUGUCAUCAGGGUGUGGGAUUCUCUUUUUGCUGACGAGAAACGUUUUGAUUUCCUGAUUUAUGUGUGCUGUGCAAUGCACAUGGUGAUAAGGGAUCAACUUCUGGCUGGUGAUUUUGCUACAACUAUGAAACUUCUGCAGAAUUAUCCAGAUAUUGACAUUCACACAAUACUCUCCAAAGCAAUGGAUCUCAAACGUCCAAGAGUUACGCCACCCAGUCCUUCACAAACACAGCAAAGACAGAAGGGUGGAUUUCAGUUUAAGAAGAGAUGACAACUGUUUCUUCUGAAUAUGUCAGUCAAGUGUUGGAAGAAAUUAGCAUUUAAUAAUUAAUUUGUGAUUUUUAAAGAUGUUGAAAUACAGUCCAUCAGUGGUUUUUUUCAAGGGUUUCCUACAGUUGUCAAAUCAGUGGAAUCAAUUACCUUGUUGAUAAUUUUGUGGGUUUUUAAUUUUGCAAAUUUUGCAACUGAAAAAAAAUCACAAAAUUUAAAACUGGCAAACCAAAAUGAUCCCGAAAUUUAAUUUAAACCCGCAAAUUUUAAUCUCACAUAUAGACUUCAAAUUACAGAUAAAAAUGAUCAGCGUGUAAUAUAAGAAAAAAACAUAUAGGAUAGCUAUCAACAAAUACACAAGUUAUUAAGUUAGUUCUAUUUGUAUAUUCUGUUGUGAAGUGACAUUAAUUUGCAAAGAUUUUGCAUAUAAAGUAGAAAAUGUAGCCAUCAUUUUCAUUUGAAUGGCUAGAUUCUUACAAAUUCCUUAGAGUAUGUUUUAUGCAGUCAUCAAAAGUUGACAUUUUGAAAAAUUAAGAGGAGUUGAGAACCCUUGAGUCACAAAAUCUAAUGCCUUUUUUGUAUUUGCCCAUUUAAAUUCCACAAAAAAAAAACCCUGCACCAAAAUGCCAAAAUUAGGUUGCAGUUAGGUACGUGGAAUGUACAAUCAAUCAAUCAAUCAAUCAAUCAGAGAAUGUUGUUGUGAAUAUGCCUUUUAUAUGAGAACAGCUUGGGGAGGGUGAAGGGUGGGGAAUGUAGGCUCGUUUGAUUUUUAGACUUGUGGCAUGAUGAUCUACACCUUUUGAAUUCACCGUGGGGAAUAUUUAGUUACUUACUUUAAUAUGUUCUUACAUAUUUUUCAGAGAUCUUGGGCCACUAAGGUUGACAUAAGUAGUCCUUGAACUGGCUUCAACUCUGUUUUACACUCAAGCAAAAAUGAUAUUCUAAGUACCGGUACAUGGUAAAUCUGUUAAAGAUGGUGGGGUGGGGUGAGGGAGGUUGUUGGUACCUUGGAUGUGAUAACAUUUCUUUGAAGGAAAGUAAAAGUUAUCUUGUCAUUAACUUCAUGCUAGGGAACCUAUCCUUUCAAGCAUUUUAUUUUGAUCCCUUUUGUUUUUGUUUUUAUUUGUUAUUUUCUAAAAUAGGGUUGUUUUGGUGAGAUUAUCAUGUAUGAUGCAGUUGAGUAUCAGUCAAAUACUUUUCAAUAUGAUUUUAACAACAGGAUUAUGAUGAUCAUAAUUGUCCAGAAUUGAUUAGUACAAUUUGUAAUCAAAUCUUAGUAUUUUGGUGCAACAAUACUAAUAUUAUGACAUUCCAUCGCAUAGAAUUAUUUAAAUGUGUUGUUGGUAGAAAGGAUUUGGACUUUUCCAAGCAUAUUACAAAUUAAAAAAUGUUAUUUUGUUGUAAA